Molecule: messenger RNA, 3745 nt
Organism: Melanotaenia boesemani (Boeseman's rainbowfish)
Lineage: Eukaryota; Metazoa; Chordata; Actinopteri; Atheriniformes; Melanotaeniidae
Gene: slc26a1
Product: solute carrier family 26 member 1
Exons: 9
Coding region: 297-2657 (786 amino acids)
Biological process (GO): transmembrane transport
Cellular component (GO): membrane
Molecular function (GO): secondary active sulfate transmembrane transporter activity; oxalate transmembrane transporter activity; bicarbonate transmembrane transporter activity
Source: RefSeq, a predicted model, not a curated record
UGAGACAAACGGUACAAACAGACGUACAAUGGCAGGUCUUGAGUCUCCAUGGUAAUCCUCAUCCACAGCCAGCAGUCCCUCCUCCUCCCUCCCUGCAUCUCUUCUCUUCUCUCCCCUCCCCCUACUACAAGGCUCCAAUCCACAGACAGGAACGAGACAGUGCUUCCUGCACCCAUCAUGCUUUGCAGUAUGAAACAGGAAGAAGCCAAAAGCACUCACUGAGUAAGCAGUAGAGCAGACAGCCGCACAGAGAAAAACAGACUGAUGGUGAAUGAGGAGGCGCCGCUCAUGGAGGCAUGGCCAGUGUCGCCUCCAAAACUCACUCAAGCUGGUCCUUCUCUCUGGCCACCCCUGUGGAGACCUCCGCUUUACCCUCUGAUGCUGCAGUCCCUUCAACCCAGAGGCUCUCGGCAGCUGGAGCUGGCCCUUCCAUGCUCAUCGUGGGAGACAUUGUCCAAGAUGUAAACAGGAGCACAGCUGACCAAUUCAUCAUCUACAACGCCCUCUUCCUCUCAUCAUACUGCCUCCUCUUCCCUGAAAACAUGGAGGAAGCCUCUAAGGUCACAGACACCCCACUUGCACUCCCACCCCUCUUGGAGCGGCGGGUUCGCCAGCGACAGCCAACAAUUGUAACCCUAAAAUCCAAGUUGAAGCAGAGUGUGACAUGCUCUGUGCCAAGACUCCGAUCCACCCUGUCAGGAUUCUUCCCUGUGGUGCGCUGGCUGCCAAAAUACAGGCUCAGAGAGUACGUCUGGGGUGAUGUCAUGUCUGGGAUGAUUGUAGGCAUCAUCUUGGUACCACAGGCCAUUGCAUACUGCUUACUAGCAGGAGUUGAUCCAAUCUAUGGCUUGUACACCUCAUUCUACGCCAACAUAAUCUACUUCCUAAUGGGAACGUCUAGACAUGUGUCUGUUGGGAUCUUCAGCCUCAUGAGCCUCAUGGUUGGACAGGUGGUGGAAAGGGAGGUGUUUCUAGCUGGUUUUGACCUUAGUGAGGACUCCACACCAUCCCCUGAUAUCUUUAAUACAACACUAGGCACCAACCUCACUCAUGGUACCAUUCAUACAGUGGAACUGAUGGGUAUGCAAUGCAAGAAGGAGUGUUAUGCCAUCAGUGUCGCUUCCGCUGUUACGUUCCUGGCUGGGGUCUAUCAGAUCAUGAUGGCAGUGUUUCGGCUAGGAUUUGUGUCUGUGUACCUUUCAGCUCCCAUGCUCGAUGGCUUUGCUACAGGAGCCUCUUUCACCAUUCUGACCGUGCAGGCUAAAUACCUGCUGGGUCUAAAGAUUCCUCGCCACCAGGGCUUCGGCACAGUGGUUGUAACCUGGAUCAACAUCUUUGCCAACAUUCAAAAGACCAACUUCUGUGACGUCAUCACCAGUGCCAUCUGUAUCUUAGUAUUAGUGACAGGGAAAGAGCUCCAGGAGCGCUUCAAGGAUCGUCUAAAGAUCCCUCUACCCACAGAGCUGAUUGUGGUGGCAGGAGCUACACUGGCCAGCCACUUUGGAGACCUCAACACCAAUUAUGGUUCCAGUAUUUCUGGUCACAUCCCCACAGGUUUCAUUCCUCCUCAGGUGCCUGGCUUCAGUUUGAUGUCCCGGGUGGCACUGGAUGCCUUUCCUUUGUCAGUCAUUAGUUUUGCCUUCACUGUGUCGCUGUCUGAGAUGUUUGCCAAGAAAAAUGGCUACACCGUUCGUCCAAACCAGGAGAUGCUGGCCAUCGGGCUUUGUAACGUCAUCCCUUCCUUCUUCCACUGCUUCACCACCAGUGCAGCAAUGGCAAAAACCAUGGUGAAGGAUUCAACAGGGUGCCAUACUCAGAUUUCAAGUCUGAUUACCGCCCUGGUAGUCCUUCUUGUCCUCCUCUUUUUUGCUCCUUUCUUCCACGCUCUCCAGAAAUGUGUCCUUGCUUGCAUCAUCAUUGUAAGCCUUAGGGGGGCACUGAGGAAGUUUAGGGAUGUCCCGGCAAAGUGGCGUGAUAGUCGGAAUGAUGCCAUUGUUUGGGUGGUUGCCAUGUCAGCCACAGCUCUGAUCAGUGUGGAGCUGGGCCUGCUUAUCGGCAUUGUCUUUUCCAUGGGAUGCAUCAUCUUCAAGACUCAAAAACCAAAGGUCUCUCUCCUGGGCCAGGUCAGUGACACUGAUCUUUAUGAAGACUUGGAGGAGUACAAGAACCUCACGCCACCUAAUCGGGCUCAGAUCUUCCGCUUCCAUGCUCCUCUGUACUAUGCCAAUAAGGAAUCUUUCCUCAAAUCCCUCUACAAAGCUGUCGGUGUGGAACCUUUCUUGGAGCUAACUAGGAGAAGAAAGGCAGAGAAGAAGGCCAAAGAAAUGUCCGUAAAACAGGCCAAGGCAAGUGGGGGGCUGGUCCAAAGACACCUGGAGUUCCACACAAUAGUUUUGGACUGCUCAGUCAUCUCUUUCAUUGACUCCACUGGCUUGGGCACUUUGAAAGGUCUAGUCAAGGAAUAUAAAGAGAUUGGUGUGAGUGUAGUCCUUGCUAGCUGUAACACCUCCGUCAUCGAUACCCUGCAGAAGGGACAGUUCUUUGGGAAGGAUGACAAAGACAUGAGCAGCCUUCUAUUUCAUACAGUUCAUGCUGCUGUCCUCCAUGCAAACAGAGUAACUGCAGAAGAGAUCAAGUCUGAAGAGUCCAUCGUGUAGAUCACCCUGAUAAGGACAAUAAAUAAGAAGAUGUAGUGGGGGGAUUUAUUCUGUUUCCUCUUCUAUCUGUUUAAUUAAGCAGCUUUGUGAUGAUGCCUUUCAGACAACUUGUCCAAAAAGAACACAUAGGUACCAAGAUUUUCAAAUUGUAGACUAUCGUCUUGAUGAAUGCCGAAACAAAUUUUUUUUUUAAAGAUUUGUUCCUUUGAAUACCCUUACAAAUGUCCCCAAAAAGCAUUAUUUGAAGCCAUUUGUAAUACCUAAAGAGCUGCACUCUAGCUGAAACUCAGUUAAGUUGGCCAGAUAUUCAUCAUCAAAUAUGGAUAACAAAUGGCUAUAGAUUUUACAACUUUGAUCAAAGUUUUCAUAUAUAAUGUAGCAGAUUCUGGUGGGAAAAGGGCCCAGAAAGAAGAAAGGACACAUAAAAAGUCAUGCUUUGUAAUUUUAUUGAUCAAUAAAUGUCACAGGAUGUUAAACAGAUGACCAGAGGAUCAGCUCUCCCUGAAAGAGAAUAUUUUGUCUAAAUUAACUAAAUUAGUUAAUAUAUCUUUAACUGGCAUUUCAGAUGUGUUUUAAAAUGCUGAAAAAGGUGUUUUGUAUACUUAUAAAAGGGAGCUUUUCUUUCCCUUUGAUGCGACUCAUGAAGUUCUAAGAUCAAUAAAGAUCAGUUUAGAAAAUCAGAUGAUUUGUCCCUAAAUUUACAUUGCAGUCUAUGGAUGCGAUCUGGUGAAGAUUUGCAGACUAGAUAUAGGAAAAGACAGACAUCUUCCUUUGCUAUUAAUCCACUUUUAUGUUAAUGUGUUUGUUUCUUAUAUAUAAUAAUGUCUAAACAAUAGGUCAUUUUAAAUAUAGAUGUAGGAAGAACAGUCAGCUGAAAUUAUCAAGAUUUACACAAUUUUUAAUAAAUUUAGUUGAUUUGUUUAUUUAGAGCAUUUCAUCCUUUUAUUAAACGUUAUAGUUUUGUUUUAUAAUCACUUAUUUUGUUGUUAAUUUUAUUUCAUCCUGUUUGAAUAAAAGAUCAAUGUUUGUACAUGUGUAUCACUGUGAAUGGUUUCAACAACAUAUAACGUAAAGAUGUAUUCACAAAA